AUGGGAGCGGAGGGUUUACCUGGAGAUGGGGAGGGUUUACCUGGAGAUGGGGAGGGUUACCCUGGAGAUGGGGAGGGUUUACCUGGAGACGGGGAGGGUUUCCCUGGAGAUGGGGAGGGUUACCCUGGAGAUGGGGAAGAUGGAAGUGGAGGGUUUACCUGGAGAUGGGGAGGGUUUACCUGGAGAUGGGGAGGGUUUACCUGGAGAUGGGAGUGGAGGGUUCACCUGGAGAUGGGGAGGGUUCACCUGGAGAUGGGGAGGGUUAACCUGGAGAUGGGAGUGGAGGGUUUACCUGGCGAUGGGGAGGGUUUGCCUGGAGAUGGGGAUGGUUUACCUGUAGAUGGGAGCGGAGGGUUUGCCUGGAGAUGGUGA
Haliotis rubra (blacklip abalone) is the source of this 372-nucleotide messenger RNA. Its product is annotated as glycine-rich cell wall structural protein-like. The record is from RefSeq and is a predicted model, not a curated record. Lineage: Eukaryota; Metazoa; Mollusca; Gastropoda; Lepetellida; Haliotidae. Bases 1 to 372 code for a protein of 123 amino acids. The transcript is spliced from 2 exons.